AUGGCCGCGGCUGCUACUCUCCAUCUUCUCGACAUCUGCGCGAACUAUGGCGUUCAGUGUUUUCUUCGGGGCAUGUCUACUCAUUUACCUGUGGAUGACUUGCCACCUCCACCUCUUCCGGACGCAGUGCCCGCACAAUUCUGUGCUGAGAUACGCGUAGUCGCUCACCGAAUUAUCCAAGCCAUGAGAAACCCCAUUCACGUCGACUGGAGUGCGGAUACUUACUGCGCUCUGCUUGGUGGUCACAACGGCGGCAAUGCGACUUUCGAAGAGAACUUACGCCAGCGCGUCCCACCUUUAAAGAUGUCCACGCCGCUCAAUGAGCCGCUGACGGUCAUCGCAGCCGGCGAGAUCAUCCUGAUUUACCUUCCGGAUAUGUUACUUCCAGAACGACAGGCUGAAAUCGCUGCCAGCAUUCCUCUCGCCAGCCAGGCCAUUGCCGCUCAUCCCCCUAAACCCGAUAAUAUCGGAUCGACCUCCCGCUGGCGGCAUUCCGAGUAUCUCUACGCUAAAGACACCGGCCUCGCUUUCGGUCGUGGAAUGACUACGUUGUCUCCAGGAUGGUUGAAUCAGGCCCAGGAGGGACCUGAAGACACUUUAUACGUGUCCGCUGAUCUCGGGGCUCGUCGGGGACGUCCUGAUAAUGCAGCGCAAAUUAGUGCCCAGACCUGGCUGGCGGCGAAUCAAGAAACCGGUAUCCUUCUGUCGGUCGCCUUGGCGAUUUCGCAUCCCACGCAGUACCAAGAAACCCGCAAGGCGCUUGAGUAUCUUUCAACUCUCCCGGAUUUCGCCCAACAUAUGCAAAACUGGUCUUUCGCUUUCAACGUUGUCACCCUGAUCUGCAACCGGCGGACGCCAGCACAUAGAGAUCGGUCGAGCGGAGGACGCGAGUUUUACGAUCUACUACUUACAAUCGGAGGGGGUCCGCGCACAAUGUUGUCCCUUCCGGGCCUGGGGCUUAAGUUGCAAUACGACUCUGGCGCCGUGGCGUUAUUCUCCGGGAACCAACACUUGCAUGAGGUAUCUGGCUUUUUGGAGGAGCGGGCCUGCAUCGCCUGCUAUGCCAGGGCUCCAGUCAUUCGGUGGUUGAACGCCAAUCACCCUCAACCGCCGGCAGGUCGAUUAACGCUUCCGCAGGGAUGGUGGGACAUGCUCAUGGCGCAGACUUCUUCUACUUAG
Peniophora sp. CBMAI 1063 is the source of this 1179-nucleotide messenger RNA. NCBI's taxonomy places the organism in Eukaryota, Fungi, Basidiomycota, Agaricomycetes, Russulales, Peniophoraceae. The record is from the annotation of a GenBank genome assembly.